UUUAAUUUGAUGAAAUUUUAUGGGGGGCAAACAGGGGCUUGAUUAAAAUCAUAUUUUAAUUGAAAUCAAAUAUGGACUUAAUUGAGUCUAUUACAUAAUGACAACUAAAAUGAACAUAGUGUAGCAUUGAUAAUGGCAAAUUACACUAUUCAAUUAGUAAAGCCAUUCAAAGCUUGAGAUGAUAAGAUCAAGUGAACUUGCCAUCUAUAUUUAUAUAUGUAUAUAUUUAGCCUCUAUACGGUGGAAAUUAUAAUUAAAUUUUUAGUAAAUUUUAAUAAAAAUUGAUAAAAUAUGUAGUUGAAUUGAUGUGGAUCCCAUGAAAUGCUUGAUUAUUUUUUAUUUUGACUUUGACUAAAAUCGGACUUAGUGUAAAAAUGGUCAAUUAUGGUAACACUCAAAGAUUGAAAGGUCAACGAUAAUGGGAUUCAAAGUCUAUCAUUCCUUUCCAGUAGUGCUUGUCCAUGAAAUUUUGUGAAAAAGAAAAAAAAAAGGAAGAAAGAAAGAAAAAAGCUCCACAGGGACUUAUUACAUACUAUAUAUAUUGCAUUACAGAUGCCAAGUGGCACAUUUUCUAUCCUCUGUUUAAGCUAUUUGUAGCGAAAAAGAGAGAGGGAGAGACAUGGAAGAAUUGUGCGAUAUUGCAAAAGCUCACUAUCGGGCAGGCUCUCAACAAGUUCAGGCUUUAGCACUUACAUUCUUCAAUUCAAUGGACAGUGAUGGCGAUAGCCGGAUUGAUCUGGGAGAGUUCCUAGAAUUUACGAGUCAGAAAUGCCAAUCUCGGAUUAAUAGUCAUUCCUUUUUCAAGAAGUUAGAUUGAGAUGGGAAUGACACACUGGGUUUCUGGGAAGUAAUGACUUUAUACUACAUCAUAAAAACCGGGAGGCCAUUUUUCAGUUUUUGCGAUAACUUUAUGCCGGGAAUAUUUUUCUCAUGUGUGGGUUGCUCUUUCACCCUAUGCCGUGGUUGUUAUACGUCUUCUAAAUGUGAUCACAAUCGCAAUGGCCGCACUCGGUAUUUGGACAACUACACAUUGCUCCAAGUCACCCGAGAUACAACACAUGCAACAGGGAUUAAGAAAGACAAGCAACCAACUACAACAUCAAUUAUUCCAACAUCUGAAGAGCCAACUACAACAUCAAUUGUUCCAACACGUAAAGAGCCAACUACAACAUCAAUUGCUCCAGCAAGUAAAAAGCCAACAACAACAUCAAUUGUUCCGGCAAGUAAAUAGCCAACAACAACAUCAAUUGUUCCAGCAAAUAAAAAGCCAACUACAACAUCAAUUGUUUCAGCAAGUAAAAAGCCAACUGCAAAAUCAACUGUUCCAGGAAGUAAAAAGGUCAGUUUUCCACAUCCUUAAGUUUUUAUAUACUUGAAAAAAAAUCUUGAUAAAUUGGGACCACUUGGAAAUUUGUCAUAUUAUAUUUUUAGAAAAAUGGAAUGUAGCAUUUAAAGCAUUUGAGGUAGUUCUUGCAAUUCUCAACACUUUGAUUGUUCACGCA
Molecule: messenger RNA, 1502 nt
Organism: Olea europaea var. sylvestris
Lineage: Eukaryota; Viridiplantae; Streptophyta; Magnoliopsida; Lamiales; Oleaceae
Product: TOX high mobility group box family member 3-like
Exons: 8
Coding region: 999-1376 (125 amino acids)
Source: RefSeq, a predicted model, not a curated record